This is a messenger RNA of Recurvomyces mirabilis, 2295 nucleotides long. RefSeq lists its product as uncharacterized. Lineage: Eukaryota; Fungi; Ascomycota; Dothideomycetes; Mycosphaerellales; Teratosphaeriaceae. The transcript has a single exon. The coding region runs from base 1 to 2295 and encodes 764 amino acids. The record is from RefSeq and is a predicted model, not a curated record.
AUGGCUCCCUCACGCUUCACGCCUGAGCCCAUUGAGACCUCCACCAAAUCCUCCAAGGAUAGGCGUCAGCCUUUGCCUGAGAAGGAUGAGACUACAAAGGCAAGACAUUUUGCCGUCGAGCCUGUCGAAACUUCUGCUACAUCAUCCAAGGAUCGUAAAGCAGAGCCGGUGAAGUCUGAACCGAGACGGUUUGCUGUCGAGCCCGUUGAGACGGAGCGUAAAAGCAGCAAGGACCGAGGUCAGUCAGAUAGUAAGCCACAGCCACGCCGUUUUGCUGUGGAGCCUGUGGAAACGGAGCACAAGAGUAGCAAGGACCGGAAAGCGUCAUCUGAACAGUCGAAGCCAAGACGCUUUGCACCUCAGGUCGAGGAGACUUCAUCAAGGAGUAGCAAAGAGGAGAAGACUGAGCAUGGGAAGCCACAUAUCAAGUUCUUGCCGCAGCCCGUGGAGACCAUCUAUCGUACGAGAAGAAAGUCGCCGACUGACGCUGAGGAUGUCGCACCCAAGGCCGUUGGCAAGCAGAGGACGGUCCGGAAGUUCGCACCUAUCUUGAUAGAUACCGCAUCAAGAUCACGACGUGCGGGAGACGAUGGUUCAGGGCUUGAUCAAUCAGAGAAGACGGAGUCUGGACACCACCUGCAUGCUCAAGAGCACAGACGGCAUAUUCGUGGCGACAAGACUCCAGCAAACGAAAGUGAGGAUGGUACGGAGCUGGAUGAACCGCAUUGUCUCGAUAUACCACAAGAGUUGCGAAGAGAGCUGGCUCCUUUGGAUGGCAGUGCACCAGCCAGACGUCCAUCUGUGGUGAGCACGCGCAGCCACUCAUUUCGAUGUCCGGAACUAGAUACCAUCGAGAGCUCGGAGAGUGAGCGUGGUAGCAUCAUGUCUUCGCUCUCCUCCAGCCCGGACAAAGGCUCGCCGAUCACUGUUUCCGACUCUUCCUUCACGAACGGUGUAGGUGGGCAUAAACAUGCUACACGCAUACGUGAGUCGGUCGACGAGUCUUUUACACACUAUCUGCGGCAGCUCGAAGCACAGAAGGCGCAGCAACGACUUCUGCGCGAGCUCGCAGCUGACGCUUUCCCAAACUCGGACUACCAUGAGCCAGUGCAGCAUUACAUGGAUAUCGAUGAAGGAAGCGACGAGAUGGAGAUAGAAGACCGUCCCGUGACCUACGACUUCGAAGACGAACUACUGCUAGAAAUGGCAGCAAGGCGCGAAAGCACAGCCAAGGUGAACUGGGAACAAAUGGAAAUGCAAAGACAUGCAGAACAACUAGAACAGGAACGCAAUGCAGCAAAGUCGACAAAGAAACGAACAGAACAGAUGACCCAGUCACCCUGGUGGAAUCCCGCUCAGACUUACGGCCUGGAGAAACAAGACGAGGAAAUGCGAUCAAUGCGUGAUCGAGCCCGACCCCCUAUGCUCGGCAACGACCUCGUCUUUCCACGCUGUCCUUCACCAGAGCCUGCACGUUUCGACGUCACCCAAGGCUCGACUGUUCUUCGCAACCAGAUGUGCUACUUGACCGAACACGCCGACUCGCAAGCAGAGGACGGAGAUGAAGGAGGACUAUGGUCGGCUCCACCCGAGCGAGAGGUCACGAUCACAAGUGCCGCGGGCAGCGCAAAAGGCUCCCAAGAUCCUAAGAGAGGUCUCUGGGGCGGCUUUUGCAUCGAGGAUGACUCUGCCGGACAUGCUACUCCGAAUGGCUUGGCGCCACCUUCCGCCAUCACUGGUCCCACCGGUCUCCUGACGCCGAUGGCAAACGAAGGCGGCUACAAUCCCUUCGAGCAAUCUUUUGCCGUCCCCGCGCCUGCACUAUCGCCUGGUCUCGGGAUCCAGACGCCUCCGACGCCACCGAGAGGGUUCGGCAGUAGUGCGAACCUGAACCGUCUGGAUGGUAUGCUCAAUACCGAACAAAUUCUAGACGCCACUAUGGAGAAAGAAUACCCGAACUCCUUCAUCACCCAGAUAUACAAUUAUCUCUCGCUCGGCUACCCUUCAUUAGCACGACCUUUUGACGAAGAGCUCUCGAAGAUCAGCCGGAUCCCGAUCAAGCAGUUGCGGGAGGAUGAUCGGAAGGCGAAGAGUCUGCCAAGGGGGUAUAUCCGGCUUGGUCCGGAUUUUGAAGGUGGAGGCGGUGAGGGCGUGGAGAAGGAGAGUUGUGUCCGAUGGCAGGCGUUGAGGCUGUAUGUUAGGGAGUGGGCGCGGCAGGAGAAGGACAUGGUUCCUACGGACCAGAGGGCGAGCCAGUGGGGUACUGGUGCGAGGAGGGGUAGUUGGGCUAUUUGA